CAAUCAGCCAGCCUCACGUCAUCCCAGGGGCAGUGGGGUGGGGGAAAUGUCGCAACACGUGACGGGGAAACUGAGGAUGCAGACGUACACGAUGUCGCUCGUGCUACCACGACUACGCCCCUAUCACGCGCGCAAAGCCUGCCCCUCACCACUUGCAUAGGCAAGAGUAGGGCGGUGGUGUUCCCGGGCCUGCGCCAAGUCCACGGCUCCCCGGCCCCGCCCUAGACCUACAUCCGGGAGACUGCUGCAACUUGAGUAGUCGCCCUGGACUGUGGCAAAGGACGAGCCGAGGGCUUAGCCUCGUAGAAGUGAAAGCCCCAGGUCUCCGUGGACGAAGGAAACGCCAGCUGAAGAUGAGCAAGCGAGGCUCCUGAAAGCAGUGCACUAGACCGGCCGUGGCUCCACCCUCAGCUCCGCCCCUUAGCUCCCAUUGGCCACGAGUCCGCCAAGCAGCCCCAAGAUUGGCCAGACGGGCUGCCGGCUGGGUCCAAUGGGCGGCGGCGCCGGCUUUCCCGCGGCCAUUCGCUCUUCGAGUGGGUGCUGGCGACAGGCGGCUGUUGAGGGCUUAACGGACGCUGGUCUCUGCCAGGAUGAUGGCGGCCCUAGCGGCCGGAGGCUACGCGCGGAGUGACACGGUAGAGAAGCUGCCCUCUGUUAUGGCGGGAGUUCCGGCGCGGAGAAACCAGUCCUCCCCGCCUCCUGCCCCACCGCUCUGCCUCCGGCGCCGGACACGACUCGCGGCGGCUCCUGAGGACACUGUGCAGAACCGGGUGACGCUUGAGAAGGUGCUUGGCAUCACAGCUCAGAACAGCAGUGGGCUAACCUGUGACCCUGGCACAGGCCAUGUAGCCUACCUGGCAGGCUGUGUGGUGGUGAUCUUGAACCCCAAAGAGAACAAGCAGCAGCAUAUCUUCAACACGAUCAGGAAGUCCCUGAGUGCUCUGGCCUUCUCCCCAGAUGGGAAAUACAUAGUGACAGGAGAGAACGGGCACAGGCCAGCCGUGCGCAUCUGGGAUGUGGAGGAAAAAACUCAGGUGACGGAGAUGCUGGGCCACAAGUAUGGUGUGGCCUGCGUGGCUUUCUCACCCAAUAUGAAGUACAUCGUAUCCAUGGGCUACCAGCAUGACAUGGUCCUCAACGUUUGGGACUGGAAGAAAGACAGUGUGGUGGCUUCCAACAAGGUGUCAUGUAGAGUCAUCGCCCUGUCCUUCUCUGAGGACAGCAGCUAUUUUGUCACCGUUGGGAAUCGGCACGUGAGGUUUUGGUUCUUGGAAGUCUCCACUGAGGCAAAGGUGACUGGCACAGUGCCCCUGGUGGGGCGCUCAGGCAUCCUGGGCGAGCUGCACAACAACAUCUUCUGUGGUGUGGCCUGCGGCCGAGGCCGGAUGGCAGGCAAUACCUUCUGUGUGUCCUACUCUGGCCUCCUCUGCCAGUUCAAUGAGAAGAGGAUGCUGGAGAAGUGGAUCAACCUGAAGGUCUCCUUGUCUUCCUGCCUGUGUGUCAGUGAGGAGCUGAUCUUCUGUGGAUGCACAGAUGGGAUAGUCCGCAUCUUCCAGGCCCACAGCCUGCAGUACCUUGCCAACCUGCCCAAGCCACACUACCUGGGAGUCGACGUGGCACAGGGCCUGGACUCCAGCUUCCUCUUCCACAGAAAAGCAGAAGCAGUCUACCCAGAUACCGUGGCACUGACCUUUGACCCCGUCCACGAGUGGCUCUCAUGUGUCUAUAAGGACCACAGCAUCUAUAUUUGGGAUGUCAAGGACAUCAAUGACGUCAACAAAAUGUGGUCAGAGCUCUUCCAUAGUUCCUUCGUCUGGAAUGUGGAGGUGAGACCAUCUUUCCCUCCUUCCCUUUGUCCAGCUGUGUCUCCACUGGGGCUCAGCUCGUACUUCAGUGCUGGCCUGGAGCCGGGCUUGGGGCAGUGGGCAGGGUACAGUUGGCAGUGUGUGUCUCCCAGGGUCCACGAGCUGCACUUCAUGGACGAGCUGAUCAAGGUGGAGGCCCAUGAUGCUGAGGUGCUGAGCCUGGACUACUCCAAGCCUGAGACAGGAGUAGCUUUGCUGGCUUCAGCUAGUCGGGACCGGCUUAUCCAUGUGUUAAAUGUGGAGAAGAACUACAACCUGGAGCAGACCCUGGAUGACCACUCCUCCUCCAUCACAGCCAUUAAGUUUACUGGCACCAGGGAUGUCCAGAUGAUCAGCUGUGGGACCGACAAAAGCAUCUACUUUCGCAGUGCCCAGCAGACCUCGGAUGGGCUGCACUUUGUCCGUACCCACCAUGUAGCAGAGAAGACCACCUUGUAUGACAUGGAUAUUGACAUCACACAGAAGUAUGUGGCUGUGGCCUGCCAGGACCGCAAUGUGAGGGUCUACAACACAGUGAGUGGGAAACAGAAGAAAUGCUACAAGGGCUCCCAGGGAGAUGACGGGUCCCUGCUGAAGGUCCAUGUGGACCCCUCAGGCACCUUCCUGGCUACCAGCUGCUCUGAUAAAAGCAUCUCGGUGAUUGAUUUUUACUCGGGAGAGUGUGUUGCCAAGAUGUUCGGCCAUUCAGAAAUCGUCACGGGCAUGAAGUUCACCUAUGACUGCCGUCACUUGAUCACAGUGUCUGGAGACAGCUGCGUGUUCAUCUGGCACCUGGGCCCGGAGAUCACCAACUGCAUGAAGCAGCACCUGCUGGAGAUCAAUCGCCAGGAGCAGCAGCAGCCCAAGCUCCAGAAGUGGAGCGUUCCACCCAGCCAGGAGACAUAUGUAUCUACACUGAGCGAGAUCUGCUCCCUGAGCCCUGGAGAGCAGACAGAGGAUGAGACGGAGGAGGAGUGUGACCCGGAAGAGUCACUGAAAACACCAUCCAAGGAGAGCUUGGACCCAGAUCCUCAGUGCCUGCUGACCAAUGGCAAGCUGCCACUCUGGGCAAAGCGGCUGCUAGGGGAUGAUGAUGUGGCAGACAACUCUGCUCUCCGUGCCAGUGCCAAGCGCAGCUACCAGCCACAUGGCCGUUGGGCAGAGCGGGCUGAGCAGGAGCCCCUCAAGACCAUCCUGGACACCUGGGCCCUGGAUUCCUACUUUACACCUAUGAAGUCUGAGAAUUCAGAGGACUCGGUUCUGGAUUCAUUGGAGCCACAGAACCUGUCAGGCCUGCUGAGUGAGUCAGAGAGUCCCCAGGAGGACCGCCGAGGACAUCCCUCCUUCCUGCCUCUACAGAGGGAAUCCACUGAGACAAGAGAACUCAUCAUCUGCUCCCCAGAGGCAGAAGUGACAGUCACAGGGAUGCACAGUGAGUACUACGAGAAGGAGGCCGAAGCAUGACCUGAAGAGCCCCAAGGCGACUCCUAUCUCAGGGUCUCCUCCGUCAGCCCGAAGGAUCAGAGCCCACCUGAGGACUCUGGGGAGUCGGAGGCUGAAUUGGAGUGCAGCUUCACCGAUGCCCAUUUUUCAGCUUCACAGACUGACUCUGGUUCUCGCCUCACCAUGACAAUGCUCCAUGAACCAGAGCACCCAAGUAUAGAAGAGCUUUCCCAGCCUGAAGUGCCGGGCCUGGCCAGUGGCUCCUUACCCCAGACCCCUGAGCAGGAGAAGUUCCUCCGCCACCACUUUGAGACACUUACUGACAGCCCUACUGAAGAGCUCUUUCAUGGGUCAGUGGCAGACAGAAAGAUCUCAGAGACUGAUGACCAUUUCUUCAAUCCCCGGCUGAGUAUCUCCACCAAGUUUCUCUCACGCCUCCAGAAGACCUCCAGGCUCCCUCCUCGGCUGCCCCCGCACCUUAUGAAGUCUCCAGAGGUCAAGCCCACAGGCCAGGGGGGCAGCCAGCCCAGAGCAGGGUCCCUGAGAGCAGAUGCUGGCUACAUGUCUGCAGAUGGGACCAAUGUCCUCUCUGGGCCGAAGGCUGAGGAGACCCCAGAGGCCUCGUGUUUACCAAGCCUGGCGUCCUGUGUCCCUUCUCCUUCCGUACCACCCACAGACAGAAAGCCUCCAACACCCACAUCUGUACCUACCCCAGUCCUGGAUCAGAGUGUCUGUGCCCUCUCUACAUGUUCUUACCUGGAGACGACAACUAGCUCACAUGCCGAGAUACCACAUCGCAUCUCUCUUGGGGACAGUGAGGGCCCUGUGGCAGCUGAGCUAUCCAGGUCACUUCACAAACCCUUAUCCUUGGGAGAACUGGCUUCCUUGGACCAGGAACCCCAGACCGUCCCCACCACAGUGACACUCACUUCUAGCCUCGGAGGUCAAGAGCCUGCUGUGCCUUCCUGGGGCAACCAUGAGGCCCGAGCCAGCCUGAAACUGUCCUUAUCCAGUGUCUGUGGCCAGCUCCUCGCCUCACCCCCGCUGGAGCCACCCACCACAUGUGUGAGGUCUCAGGAACCUGUGGAUGUCCAGCCUGGCAUGGCAGUCACUGUAGCCAGCUUCCAAGCACCCAGCCCUGUAGAUGUGAGCACCCUGAGACUCCACAGCUCUUUGUUUCUCCCAAAGACCUCUGCCUCUGGGCCCCUCACCCCUCCUGGCCAUCCCAGCAACCUCCAACUUUUAGAGACCAGGUCUAGGCUGCCUGGUAACACCACUGCUCUCCUGGAGCCCACCCCCGGUACACCAAGUGGGAUCCCAGGCAGCCCUGGACACUGCGGGGAACCUGGUCUACCUGCUGAGGUCCUGCCCCCACCACUCCCUGAGCUGGGCACUGUAGGAUCCAUCUUGCACAGGCUGCAGACUGCCUUUCAAGAAGCCCUUGACCUUUACCGAAUGUUGGUCUCCAGCAAUCAGCUGGGUGCUGAGCAUCAGCAGGCACAGAGUGAGCUGGCCUCCACCUUCCACUGGAUCCACAGCCAGCUGGAAGCCAACAACUGGAUGGCUGCAGCUAACUCGGCUCCACCCCAAACACUGCCUAGCCCAGCUCUGCCGUCCCCACCUACACUAUGUCCCCUGACCAGCCCAAACCUGCAGGCCCUGCUGGAGCACUACUCUGAGCUGCUGGUGCAGGCUGUUAGGAGGAAGACAAGGGGUGACUGAUAACCUCAACCCCUCUACCAAAUCCCUGCUGCACUGGAGAAAUAGAUUUUUAUGCAAAUAAACUGACUACACUAAAUAAA
Messenger RNA from Alexandromys fortis (reed vole), 5089 nucleotides. RefSeq names its product WD repeat domain 62 (gene Wdr62). Gene Ontology annotation, molecular function: protein binding. The record is from RefSeq and is a predicted model, not a curated record. The transcript is spliced from 30 exons. Lineage: Eukaryota; Metazoa; Chordata; Mammalia; Rodentia; Cricetidae. Gene Ontology annotation, biological process: centriole replication. Gene Ontology annotation, cellular component: mitotic spindle.